Petromyzon marinus (sea lamprey) is the source of this 9706-nucleotide messenger RNA. RefSeq lists its product as uncharacterized. Gene Ontology annotation, molecular function: potassium ion leak channel activity; outward rectifier potassium channel activity. Gene Ontology annotation, biological process: potassium ion transmembrane transport; stabilization of membrane potential. Gene Ontology annotation, cellular component: plasma membrane. The record is from RefSeq and is a predicted model, not a curated record. NCBI's taxonomy places the organism in Eukaryota, Metazoa, Chordata, Hyperoartia, Petromyzontiformes, Petromyzontidae.
CGAGCCGGCUCUGCGUUGCUGGAUUUGCUAUUGCUGCUGCUGCUAUUGAGCAAGAGCAGAAAUUGUAUUCUUUUAAUUUAUUUAUUUGCCUGCGCGCACAAAGCGAGAGAGAGAGAGCGAGAGCCCAGAGCGAGAGAGGGAAGGGACAGCGCAGAGGAGUUGAUGUCUCUCUCCUGUUCAGCUCCGAAUGGAAAGGCGUACGCGACCCUCAGCACCGUUACAAGGCAACAGCGCAGUUGUGCAGCGUGCAGACUAAGAUGCAUCACUCUUAACCAUAUUAAUAAUACAAAAUACGAUUACUAAAUACAGUAUACAAACACACCAAACCUCCUAUCCGCCUGCACCCGAACGCGAGACCCGUUCUAUAAAUAGCGACCGAGUGGUAAGAAUAGGGCGCGGGAGAAAAGAGUUAAUACGCGCUGCAAAGCUUUCUAUCUUUGGCGAAUUUAACGGCGUGUGCACUUUCCUUAAUGAUCGAUGUUUAGAUAAUAAUACUAGUAAUCGAUAUAUAUAAAUAAAACGUAGCACCGGUUACACACCAAAAAGCAGCGCUCGCUCAAAGUCGUGCGUUCGACGCGUGCACAACACGGGGAGGAGACAGCGAGAGGCGCCGCUAACUCGCUCAACUCAACUCCCCACGCUCGCACGGAACGUCGCUCCGCACGUGCUCGCAUGGUCAACAUAUUCGCUCGCUCCGGCGCCGGGGGCGACCUCUCCUUCGCCGUAUGCACGGCCCGAGGAGCGAGCAUGCCCCGAGUUCGUCUUCAUUGAUGGCCCUGCGCAGUGGGACCAACUACUGCCUGGGCCGUCUCUUGCGCAUCACGGGCAGCCGCCGAGCCAGGCUGAGGCGCUCCAGCAGCCUGUUGUGCCUGUCCGCGUCCGCCGAGUACUCUCACCGGGGCUCCCCGGCAGGACACGGCACGGACCAUGUUGCCCCGAGCGGGCCAGACAGACACCACAAUCACCAUCACCACCACCAUCAUCAUCACCAGCAGCAGCAGCAGCACCACAACCAACACCGGCAUCAACAACGCCUCCAGCAGCAGCAGCAGCAACAUCAGCAGCAGCAGCACCGCCAUCAGAAGCAAGAUCAUCACCACCACCAGUACCUGCAGCAGCGGCCACAGCACCAGCAGCAGGAAUCUGAACAUCAACGUCAACAGGAACACGACCACUACGACCAUCACCACAAUCAACUUCCGUAUCACCACCUCCAGCAGCAGCAGCAGCAGCAACAACAACAACGGCAACACAUCGAACAGCACUACCACCAUCAUCAGCAGCUGCAGCAGCAGCAUCACGAAUACGACAUCCCUCGCCAGAGUUACUACCACACCGUCAAUCACCAUCAUCCUAACCAUCAUCUCCAUCAGCAGCAUCAUCCACAGCAGCAGCAACAACAGUACCAGCAACAGCAGCAGCAACAGCAAAGCCAAUUCCUUAAUUCCGAGUUAUACAAUCACCCCUACUUUCAGCAACACAAUCAACAUCAUCACCAUCCUCCUCAUCCUCUUCAUCCACAGCACUAUCAAUCACAGCAACAGCAGCAGCACCACCAGCACUUGCAGGAACUGCAACUGCGAGCCCUACAGCACCAACAGCAGCAGCAGCAGCAUCAGCAUCAUCAGGCGUGUGCGGGCGGUACGAGGAGGAGACGGUGGGGGGUUUGGACAGCCCUGCUACGCUGGGGAACCAAGUGCCUGGAGAAUUGGAGAGUUCGCUUGGCUGGGGCAAUGAAACGACAGAACGCGCGCACUCUCACGCUCAUCGCUGUCACCUUCGUCUAUCUGCUGGUGGGCGCCACAAUUUUCGACGCUCUCGAGUCGAAGAACGAGGAGGUGGAGAGGGAGAGGCUGCAGAAGCGAGAGAAUCUCCUGCGGGGGAAAUACAACGUGAGCAGUGACGACUGGAGGGAACUCGAGCGAGUGGUCAUGCUGUCGGAGCCGCACCGAGCCGGCGUGCAGUGGAAGUUUGCCGGCUCCUUCUACUUCUCCAUCACCGUCAUCACCACCAUCGGCUACGGACACUCUGCCCCCGGCACCACGGGGGGCAAGGUCUUCUGCAUGUUCUACGCGCUGCUGGGCAUCCCGCUCACGCUCGUCAUGUUCCAGACCCUCGGCGAGCGGAUGAACACCUUCGUGAAGCACCUCCUGGAGCGCCUCAAGUGCUGCCUGGGUCUCCGCGAGACCGAGGUGUCCACGCAGAACAUGGUGACCGUGGGGUUGCUGUCGUGCGCGGGCACGCUGUGCAUCGGCGCGGCCGCCUUCUCGCACUUCGAGGGCUGGACUUUCUUCCAGGCGUACUACUACUGCUUCAUCACACUCACCACCAUCGGCCUGGGCGAUUUCGUGGCACUGCAGAAGAACGACUCGCUGCAGCGGGAGCCUCCCUACGUGGCCUUCAGCUUCAUGUACAUCCUCGUGGGGCUCACGGUCAUCGGCGCGUUCCUCAACCUCGUGGUGCUGCGCUACCUCACCCUCAACACCGAGGACGAGAAACGCGACUCCAAUGAGCGGGAGUCCCUGCGCCUGGCGGCGGACAUCAACCACCACCAGCAGCAGCAUCAGCAGCAUCAGCAGCAUCAGCAGUACGUCAUCGACGGAGACGAGACUCGCCUCAACGGGAAGGCGGUGAUCAUGCCCGCGGCCACCACCACCACCACCACCAGCAGCGGCACGAGCAGCGGCGUGGGUCGGUACCACGGCACCGCGGCGCGAAACGAGGCCGGGCUGCGCUCCGCGUGCCCCCAGCGGGGACACGCGGAGCGGCUCUCCCCGCCGUCUCGGCCGUCGGCGACGCAGCGCCUCAACAGCAGCGCAGCGGCGCUGGUGCACACGGGGGCGUCCGCGUCGCACCUCGACGCCGGCUUCGGACGGAGCUCGCGGGGGACCCCGCCAGGCGAGGAGCCCGCAACGCCGCCGAUGGCCUCGUCGGUGCUCAGCUCGUGCUCGGGUCUCUGCGGCUCGUGGAGGGAGUGCAGCGGCAGCAAGUGGAGGCUGUUGGGCAUAAGGCGACGCUCGCUUUGAUGGCGGUGGCGCGCGCUGUGUGCGUGCGUGUGUGUGUGUGGCACACGUGUUUUCGUGUGUGUGUGGGAGGCACACGCGUGUUUCAACGGAGAGUUUCCCGCGGCGACCGUGAAUGCUGAACGCAAUAGCGUCCCUGCAUGGCAGUGUUGCCUGAACUUACGAAUCUGUGACUUCAGACGACUUGCGUGAUGAAAUUGCAGCGGUUGAAUUUUCCCCGCCGCGCCACCCGCACCUCCCUCCCCCCCCCACGCCAUCCCUCAUCUCCGCCUCCACUUUGAGCUCUCAAACGCAACGGCAUUACAAGUUUGAAACUGUAAAAAGAAACCAGUGACUGUGUAGAAUAUCUUUAGAAGCACACGCGGGUAAGAUAAUAUUAAGAAUGAAGGUGGCGACAGGUUCUUUAAAUCUACAAAUGUAUUUAUUAUUUUGUUUAAACCACUUGAGAAAACAAGAGACAAUGAGAGUCGCGUUUGCAAGGGUGACCUUGGGGAUUCCUCUACAAAAUAAGGGGCGACGAUUGUUGCGCUAAAUUCCAAUUGAGUAAUUUGCGGGGUAAUUUUUGUUUUUUCAUUUUUCCAAAUUUUGACUCAGACGCCAGCACGUAUGAAUGUCCUUCUCUCGCGACUUAAGUCAGGAAAAUGUUUAAGGUCCAACUGCGUAGUAUUAUGAUAGUUAUUACACCCGCAGUAUCAACUAGGGUGGCCACUGGAUUCGAACCGCGAACCUCUGCAACAAGUAUGCCACGUCAGUGCGCCAAUAAUGCAUUGAAGUCAACGUAAAUGUAAAGCGGUUUUUUUCGCCGAUUGACAAAUAUUGCAGCCCGCAGCAUGGAUGCACCCUUAUGAGGACUCAUCAGUGGGCCAGCCAUAGCCAAGUAAAGAAUCAAUGAUCGCCCAAAGUGUGUGUUUUAAUAUACACGUGAGAUAACCACAUGAGCCAUAGGGCACCCAUUACCAUUGCCGCAAAGUUGGAAAACCAUCCGUCACGCUGCCUGAGCGAUGCAUAAUAUCGAAACUAGAAAGGCUGCACAAUAAUUUAACCAUCUUAUCUUUUAUAUGGACUUCUUCUGACGGCGUUAAAACGCAGUGGCGGACCUUAAGCUCAGAAUGAAUGCGCAUGCACAGAUCUUGCACUGCGCAUUGCUGCCGUCCCGUGGUUCGCGUAUGGAUUGCACGCUGCAUGUUGUUUGAACCAAGAGCAAGAGCAUGGCUUAGUCCGCUCACUUGGGGCUCAGACUGUAUGGGUCGUGCCUGGGUGGCGUUUUGCGAUUGAAGCCCUUGAGCCAUGGGCCUGGAAAUGGCUUCUAGGUACCACCCAGGGAUGGCAAAUGCUAAGGUGUAAAUUUUGUUGUUGUAAACAUAUGAUCACACAAGUCCAACGUUGUAGCUUUUUUUUUAAGAAGAAAAAUGUAAUUAUUUGGGCACCGUAGUGUGUUUGAUAGAGACUAUAAUUUUAUAAGAGAGAAAAAAAACGGUCGUCAUAUGAAACAUCGAUGGAAUAUGACAAUGAAUAGCAAGUGUGUAUAUUUAUCAGACGGUCAAAAAAAAACCCGCUUCGCUUUCUGCCCAUUGAUGGACACUUGACAGCAUUUGCUACCCCAGCUGGUACCGAACGUCCCUUGGCGAACGGGCUCAUAGAGUGGGCAACCACGCACGAAGGUGGCAACCACAACGACCUCGGUCAAGGGCCCGAUGAUGCAAUUAACCCACGUGGCCCACCAGAGCUCGAUUGUGACAUUUAAGUUGUGCUGCACCUAGGGCGACGUUUCGCGCGCGUUAUUUGAAAGGCGCGUUUCACGUUGAGCGAGGGCAAUUGAUGGUUCUACGAUUGUUUGUAUUGUUUUAGUUGCUGUCCUGCGUCCUGAAAGUGCAUCGCCAUGUAUCCCACGCACGUGUGGUUUUUAUUUUAAAUUUUAGUUACUGGACCAUGUUCUCUGAAUUGUGAGAUACACCCCCCCCCUCCCCUAAUUUAAAGCAAACGUGAUGGGGCGAGUGUUAUCAUUCGGUUAUUGUCGUUGUGCAAUGCGUGUUUGCGUGUGAGACCACAUUUAUUUAACUGCAUUGAAACCGGGCAUACUGUAUGUCUGCAUUGCGUAUUACUUUUCCAGAGCUCUUAUAAUCCGGAGAAUGCGGUAAUCAUCACGUAUACAGCUUCGGCUCAGGGUCUUGUUAUUCACGUUGAAUGACUCAUCUCCAACUUGGCUUCAUUUUAUCAGAGAGAUUAUGAUACGGGCGGUAAAAGGCGAAUGUUUAACAAACAGCCCAAACAACAACAACAACAGCGCUCGUUAUAAUAAACCCCUGACAGCAUAAACGUUUCGGAGAGCAGGUGGAAGGAUGGCGGGGUUGGUGGGAGCGGGGAUGAGAUGGGGGAGGAAAAGCUGAGCAAGGGAAGGAGACAGAGAGAGAGAGUAAUCGGGAAUGGGCCUCUGAAGGCGCAGGGGUUAAGCGAGGGAGGUUGUUAGGAGAUAAUUGGACGUAGAGGAAGGGCGCAGGCGGAGGGAGUUCCAGAGGUUGGGGACACAAUAGCUAUAUAGUACGUUGGUAUUUUUUGAAAAAAUCAUAUAUGUAUUAUGUAUGUUGAACUUCGUUCGCACCGUACGUAGCCAACCGUGCUAAUCGGAGGUGCGGGGGGAAGGACAACAAACUAGAAACUAAAACUAAACACAAAAAGCAGUUAUCAAGAAGUGUAUAGCUCCAGUGGCUUGCUAAUAUCGGAUGUAGUGAGUUGUUAUGUAUAGACUGGGGACAGAUGCAGUGAGUUAAGAGAUGCAGACAGAGCUUCAGGACACAGCGUAAUUGACAUCUACGUGAAAUUAAUUGCUAUGUUUAUUAGCACCUGAAUUUGAGCUGAUAUUUGAUGCUUCAAAUAUUUGUACAUUGCGCAAACCUUGGGCUGCUUGGGGGCCCUAAGCUUUUGCUUGGUUCGCUAAUGCCUGGCGCCACCUCUCAUGACCGGUGUGUGUGUGUUUGUACCGCGUGUGUUGUGUUUAGUUUGUUUUUUCCAUUACGCUAUAUCCACCGUAAAAUGCGUGGUUACGUUUGAUUUUAUUUUUGAACAAGCAGCUUUGGUCGCGAAACAUAAUUCAUGUGCAAACCGCUGCGUGUUUUGUAUCCAAUAGAGCUUAACAAACACACACACACACUUUGCUUGUAUAGCAAAUACAAAGCUCCCACAUGUUUAGCCUUUAACAAACUGUCGGGGCAAGCACGUGCCGUCAGCCAGUAGCCAUCUAUUGAGACCGAUACGGCACAAGAAGGGGUGGGUGAGUGGUUGGCUCGUCCACCCUCGAGUAGCCCUUGUCUCACCACUGCUGAUGCUAUCCACACCAGGUACUCAUCUAAGGCUGAGUUGACCCAGGAGAGGCCCAUGAUCGGUUCGGAUAUUCGUCAUCGAUUUUUUUUGCCUGUGAGCGUGAAUCGAACUCCGGUGUCGCAGGGUUCAUUGCGCGGUGUGCUAAUCACUGCAACUACCUCCUACAGUUGCAUCGAGACAAACAUUACGCAGCGGCCUAAUGCGAGGGCGUGAGACAUCACAACGGAAAACUUCCCUCGCUGUGCGACUCUGUUCAGUCUGUAAAUGGAAGUGCGAAUUUGCAUUGUGCGGACACUUUGAUCCAAGUAAGCAGUUGCGUUGAUUCCAAGUUCUACAUUCAUCAACGUUUAUCAAACAUUAAACACUCGAGGCUCUCGUCCGUUUUUGACAGGACGUGCUUAAGCGGUCACUUGAAAUUUCAUGGACAGACAUUUCAUGGAAUGGACAAAUACUCAGCACAUUCAUCAAUAGCACUGUAGGCCUUAAAAGGGAAAUGAGGCAAUAUAUAAGCGACUUUUCGAGCAUUGGCCCUUCUUCAUAGUACAAAUAUCAAUGAAGGCCCAUUUCCCGAAACGUCGCCUAUUAUUUUUGUUUCCUUUUAAGGCCACAUUGUUUUGACAAACGUGUUGAGCUGUAUUUACUUUCACCGCUGCCAACACGCAGUAGCAGCACCACCAAACCACUUGGCAUUUGAACUAGAAUUGGCGGACCGUUGUGGAGUUCAGUUUGUAACCCCUCGAAUACAUGUACCGUGUUCUCCUAAUUAAUAGGACGCAAUGGUUUUUCGUUUAAAUGAUGGUCCUGUAUAGGAAAGCAAAGCGUUAGAGAGUGCGUCUUAUAAUCCGCGUCUGCCUCGUUAUGCGUGGUGCCUUACGAUUGGCAAAGCAACAACAAAACGAACGCGUAUGACGAAUGCGUUCGCCCUUCGAACGAACCCUCGUCGAGUCGUCAUUUGCUGCAGACAAUCUUGGGAGUGCGUGACUCCCAGCGGGUGUUUGCAUGCCAAACGCGCGGUUUUGCAGGUUAAUUGGACAAUCUCUCCGCUCUCUGCUUGUUCAAGCUCCUCUCUCUGCGUCUCUGUCCGCCGUGCCCAGCGAAUUCACGGCGUAUUUCAUUAACCAUUGCUGCUCACGGAAAUGUUUAGUUAGAGGCACAGUUUUGGCCGAUCCGCUGCUGGGUAAAUGGCUCCCCAUGCGGCAUCAGUCUCUGGGUUAUUGGCCACAUCACCGCUCGAGUGCCGUGCCGGCCUUCAUAGGUCGCCAACAACACUUGCCCUCAACAGUUUCUUGAAAGAAUACGGGGGAUUUUUUUCGUAUUUUAAUUUCACGGAUAUUGGGCCACGUCACUCCAUCACGAUGUGCUGGCCUUCAUAUGCGCACUCUCCUCUGUCUGUUAAAGGCUACAUGGCUACAUGGUUGCAUUGCGUCUAUGUCCAACGUGAAUGACUGUGGUGUGUUCCUAUUUAUACGUCACGUGAUACUUACACAUACAGACACACACCACAGAAGGUGUCAUCUCCCUGUGUUCCACUCAUCAGAGUCCGCUCUCCCAAGUCACAUGGGACCAUUCAUCAGGCUUGUGCGGCGUCUUGUGCGGCGUGUAUAGACUACAUUAUGCAUGUGAACGCAGAUGACUGAUAGAUGUGUCAAUGCUUUUAGGGGUGGCUGUGGGGACACGAGGGUCGCAGUUUGUGAGCCUCUAUUAUCAGGCGUGGCUCUGCACGUGUCCCUAUACAUGUCAACUACGCAAGCAGCACGUGACUAAAAGUGCCAUGCACUCAUUAAUUUGGGAAAUUGCCUCGACUACUGUGAGGACUAUCGCAUGCCAGUAUAGUUAAGACGCGUGUUCUUUUGUGCAACACUAACCUAGACCAUCAGCACGUUUAAACAGAAUUAAAUAUCGGACAUUUGGAUGAUUGGACCAUUUCAGGUAUGAUUAUUUAUCCGACUGCGCAUUGAGCUCACGGCUCAAACACGUCUCAUACGUGACACUCAGGGUGGCGAAUGCUAACAAUGAUUUUCUCGAAGCAUUGUAUCUUUGGAUCGCAGCAUCUGCAUGACAGCAAGAUUACCGCGGGUGGCGUUUGGCGAGCAGGACAAUAUAAUUGCAAUGGGUGACGUAGUAUGCUUGACAGAGAGAUAUACUCACGUUGAAAGAAAGCAAAACGCGCGCAAGUUUAUAAGAAACAACUUACGGAAUACGAAAAUGAAAGAAGAAGCCUGUCUAUAAACAGACGGCGUGUGUACGCUAAGUUUUACGCCCACUCUGGACACUGUCCAAGUUGGACACUGGUAGCAUUUGCCACCCCCCACCCCCAGCUCACUCUCGGUUCGUGGUCUAUUACCAGGCCUGUGUGCGUGAGUCACGCCAGCUCGCUGUUUUACCAUGGGACUGGGUGACAACAUCGGUAGCUCGCCCAGCGCUCAAUCGAACGCGCGCAUUUGCGUUGCCCGAUUUCUCACCAACUCACCAGGGGAAGAAUGCUUGUUCUUCUUCUGCGUUGAGAAACUCCCCGUGUUUAACGUUAAAAAAGAGAAUACGUUAAAAGUUUAACCGCCGUAAAUGCUCUUCACCGAGGAUGCUGCGGUGCUGCUGCGGCUGAUGUGUGCGCCCCUAACCCUGAGCCACUUUACAACGGGUGUGGAAGCUCGACUCCGGCUUGCCGCUGGUAAUCUACUAAAGCGCCUCGAGGCGCACGCUACCACGUGUCGAAUCGCGUGUGUGUGAAUCCACGAUGGGGGGGGGGGUUUCUCCAUUUUAUUCCGCGCAUUGCAUUUAAAGGGUGCACACCGACCUUGCAGCCACGUGUGGCCACCACAUUCACCGUGAGCGUUCUUGUUUUAAAGAAUCAAAUCUGUCGAGGCAUAUCGCGGCCCCCUGAAACGUCGCAACGUCUCGCGUCGUCGCGGACGGGAGCGUCACUCGUUACAGGCAGUGCUGCUUGUGCCAUGCAUCGAGUUGGUCACCCAUGGGGUCCAGCGUCGCUUGGUUGUGGGUUAAUAUUAAGGAGGGUCAACACGAAGUCGUUGGUUAGGAUCCGUGGGAGGGUUAAUACGAGUGACUGGAUGGCUAGUUGGUUAGGAUCAGUGCGUGGAUGAGUACUAAUGGCUGUUUGUUUGGAGUUAUGGUGAACAGGAGGGCCAUUCCUUGUCGCUAGAAUUUGGUUGGAUGAUCUGCACUGCUCCCAAACCGCUUCCUUCUCACCAUUUACACUUAGCACCUUUUCAGUUUCCGAUCCGAUGUCGUUUCCGAGUUCUUAAAAUAGCGCCACGUGCACGUGGUGCGUGUUGUAUGUGGGGUGCGUGUGGGGUGCGUGUGGCGCGUGAGGUCAUGUGGGGUGUGGGAUUGUGUGGUGCAUGGGGUCG